AUGGAGUGGAGUCGCUGCGCAGACGUUGCAACUGUCAACUUGUGGGUCGCGAUUGACGCGAGUGUGUCCUGGUUUGCUGCGAGACCUCCGUGGUUCACGUUAUUGGCUACAGAACUGUCGAGUCACAUCGCGCCGGGCCGCAAACUAUACCUCGGUCUCGACUUCUUCGAGGCGUCCGCAAACCACGGCUUUGACCUGCAGACGACCACAGCCCUUGUCGAGCAUGCAGCCACCGCCCCCGCUGAGUAUAUUGUCUCCACCGAGACAGUUCCAACGUACGGGAGCGCAGAGGCUUGGCCAGAGAAACAGGAGCAGGGGAGACCGGAAUCAGGAAGACAGCCCCGUUUCAAUCUCAUUGAACCCGGCUUCUUGCAGCCACCGUUCAUGGCGGCUGGAUCGAGACUUGCACUCAACUCAGAACCGAAUGCAGCCCCCUCUUGCCCCGUGUUUGGGCAUGUCCCAAAAUCAAUAUUGCGGCAGUUCCAACGGAGCAAUACACCGCACAAUUACGUCUUGUUUGUCACACACGCGCCACUCAACCUGCAAUCCGACCAAACCCAGUGCGCCGCUCAUCUCGCACUACUGUCUCGGCACCGAGCGACAACCGUGGUCAUCGCGCCCGCGAAAAGUCUGCCCGCGUGGCAAGUGAUAUUCCGUGCAGCAACCAACUAUUCCGACCAUGUACGGGGGUGGGACCACUUUGCUCCAGACGACGUGGACCAGGACUGGCUGGACACCGGAACGUUCGCUGAGUGGUUUGCUGAAGACCUCAUCUCUCAGACGGAACAGACUCUGUGCCCACCCGCCGUUGCUCGCCUCGCCGCCGCAUCUCCCGUCGCCCCGGCCUCUGCCGUCGCCUCCGCCUUUUCGACCGUCCUUCCGUUCCCGCGAGCGUCGGACGUCACCGAGUCCAGCACAAUCGCCAUCAGCACUGCAUCCAACACAGCGCGUAUCUCUGCUUUCUCGAUUGGCUUCUGCACCGGCGUGUGCCUUCUGGCAAUCGCAGCCCUCGUGAAGAAGUACUUUGUCGACAGAAACAUUCCUUUGGACAUGGUGGUCUUCAACCCAGUCGUUGCGCGCGCCCGCGACCCCGAGGUAGCGCCCGCCUGGUCUUGA
Messenger RNA from Gregarina niphandrodes, 1116 nucleotides. Its product is annotated as putative transmembrane protein. NCBI's taxonomy places the organism in Eukaryota, Apicomplexa, Conoidasida, Eugregarinorida, Gregarinidae. The coding region runs from base 1 to 1116 and encodes 371 amino acids. The transcript has a single exon. The record is from RefSeq and is a predicted model, not a curated record.